Messenger RNA from Soboliphyme baturini, 696 nucleotides. Lineage: Eukaryota; Metazoa; Nematoda; Enoplea; Dioctophymatida; Soboliphymatidae. The record is from the annotation of a GenBank genome assembly.
AUGGCAGAAAUUCCAAUUUGGGUCGAGAAAUUCAGUGAUGCGUUCCUGGUUUGGAAUCUAGAGGAGGUUAAAAGCUUGCGCGAAAACUAUAGGAUCGUCGGCAGUUUCGUUGGAUGUCUUUCACAGUGCACACAGCAAAAUUACCAACUCGGUCUUCCGUUGAUGCUCAGCAGCGUAGAAGUUGGGCUCCUUUUAAAAAAUGAAGACGAGGGCAAAGAUAAGCCUGAUGCCGUUGUUGAGCAGUCUUCGGUUACUGGAGCGGAAAGCGAUGGCGACAUCGAUGCCACACGAAUUGUCGAACCCGAUUCUUUACCGUUGAAGAACCUAAUCGUUCCUAUCGCUAAUCGGAACCCAUUUGCCACCGACGAGUUUUACGAUGAAAUGUCAUUCAACGACUUCCUCCCGAGCAUAGACAGAGUUAGAUUUCCGGUAUUCACAGAUUUGCACAACAGAGGCUAUUACAUUACAUCCGGUCUGAAGUUCGGCUGCGACUAUUUGCUGUAUCCUGGGGAUCCCCUGGCUUUUCACGCAUCGCAUCUGGUCCACUGUGCGAAAAGAUCUAAGCAGUUCAGGGCGCGUGACUUGCUGUCAUGGUGUAGACUCGGUACGCAAGUGAAAAAGAUUGUUUUGCUGUGCUCGGUUGAUGACGAAUCGAACGUUGCUUACACAUCGCUGAAAUGGGAUCAUACGAGCUAG